Messenger RNA from Macrosiphum euphorbiae (potato aphid), 327 nucleotides. NCBI's taxonomy places the organism in Eukaryota, Metazoa, Arthropoda, Insecta, Hemiptera, Aphididae. The record is from the annotation of a GenBank genome assembly.
AUGCCAGAGAGUGUUAUCUGUGUACCAAAAUCAGGAAAAGAGGAUAAUAUUCCGUCAACAACAGCUACGUCCGAACUGUCUUCCAAUAUAUCAGUACUAAAAAGCAAAGACAACACAACAAAACAAGACAUCAUUUCUACAACCGACAUCGAGGCCGAUCCAGAAUCAGAUGCACCAAUGAUGGCACAAGAACUAGAAAUCCUCUUACCGCCAGAAGAGCAGAGAGAGAUCGAGCAGGAUGAAGCCGCCGUAUCCCAACCACCUCUCGAAAGCAACAGAGCGCGAAAAAAGCGUCUCUGGGUCGCUAAAAUCAUCAAGCAACCCUAA